This is a messenger RNA of Aspergillus melleus, 996 nucleotides long. RefSeq lists its product as uncharacterized. The coding region runs from base 1 to 996 and encodes 331 amino acids. The record is from RefSeq and is a predicted model, not a curated record. Lineage: Eukaryota; Fungi; Ascomycota; Eurotiomycetes; Eurotiales; Aspergillaceae. The transcript has a single exon.
AUGGAAACAAACAGACCCCAAGACCGCGACAUAAUCUACAAUCCCAACAUUAUCUCCAGCAGCCAAGUCAUCGGACUCGUCUACGACCUCAUCGUCCUCAAGCUCCUACAUGUCGCGACCGUCAUCAUCCGCGUCAUUAACGGGCCCCAAGCGGAAUCCACAAAUCCCUUGCGCUGGGCCAUCUCUCGGCGGGAGCUGCUGAUCACUGAGGUCCUUCUGGCGACGUUUUUCAGAUACGAUACCGUGAUUGAUGAUCCGGCGGAAAGGGACCGAGUGCCUGGCACAGGACCAGGAAAUGGAGCGGAAACUGGGGCGGGGACUGGAGCUGUCGUCAGGGGUGGACCUGUGCCUGUAACUGGUGGACCUGUACCCAUAUCUAGGCCUGUUUUAUCGCCGACCCCUCAGAAUCCAGCCAAUGAUAUGAUGCGUGUGCCUCAGGAGGGUGAUCUCAAGCUCGAGGAAUUUCAGGCAGCUGUGGGAGGUGACGGGGCGAGUCCGAGUCCGAGUCCGUUGGUGCGUCUUGCUUCGACCGGGUCGACUGCACGGGCCGAGUCGCUGGGUUCGUCGGAGAGGUUGAGAGUCGAGGGGAACGAGCUCGAGCGCGGAAUGCUAGGUACUGUCCCGAGGGUUGAAAACAGCUCGUUCACUCGCCCGAUUCUGAGCCAUUCAACUUCUGUUGUGUUUGAUCGAGCUACUGAGGGUACUCAAACCCGCUCGGAUUACGGUGGACUCAACCGCCAUCGCACGGUCAAUUGGAUUGCCCAGUACCCUGUCACGGAUGUUGAAGCGCAUCCUAUCUCCCUGCGACGACACCACGGCCUGACCGAGGCUCAGCUGGUCCAGGAGAGGAAGAGACUGAAACUCUGGCGAUCUGCUGACGACCGGUACGCGAGCGCCGAUGGAUUGGAGUUGGGAGCGAUGGGUAUCUCGGACACAACACGGCGUGGUAUGCGCAUCAGAAGCGUGACUUCAGUGAGACCGUUUUCCGAGGUGUAG